AUGUUCGAUAAAUUCUUCAAGCGUGAAACUCCCGAGGAGCAGGCGAAGAUAUGGCGGCGGCAGCUCAACUCCGAGAUGCGCAAGAUUGACCUGCAGGUUCGCAAGAUUCAGCGGGAGGAGAUGAAGGUGAAACAGGCAGCUAAACAGGCUGCACGGCAGAAUGACACCGUUGCAGUUCGUAUGCUGUCGAAGGAGAUCAUCCGCUCCCGCCACGCUGUGCGGCGCAUGUACACCGCCCGCACACAGAUGAACUCCGUCGCAAUGCACCUGCAACAGCAGGUGUCGCAGAUCAAAUUGGCAGGAAGUAUGAAGAAAAGCUCCUCUAUCAUGGCGCAGAUGAACGAAUUGAUGCGCAUUCACGAGGUGCAGGGGUCGAUGCAGGCGAUGGGGAAGGAGAUGAUGAAGGCCGGGUUGAUUGAGGAGAUGAUGAACGACACCAUCGACAACGCCCUGGACGAAGGCAUCAGCGAGACGGAGCUGGACGAUGAGGUGAGCAAGGUUGUAGAGGAGGUCAUGCAGGGGCAGAUGCAGGGCACCAGAGUCAACACCACAAGGCUGCCGCAGGUCCAGCAGGAAACGGCGCAGGAGGCGGAGGCAGAGGAGGAGGACAUGGACGACAGCGAACUGAUGGAGAAGUUCAAGGUCCUCCGCGGCGGCGCGAGCUGA
Molecule: messenger RNA, 666 nt
Organism: Trypanosoma grayi
Lineage: Eukaryota; Euglenozoa; Kinetoplastea; Trypanosomatida; Trypanosomatidae
Product: putative SNF7-like protein
Exons: 1
Coding region: 1-666 (221 amino acids)
Biological process (GO): endosome transport via multivesicular body sorting pathway; late endosome to vacuole transport; protein transport
Cellular component (GO): multivesicular body; ESCRT III complex
Source: RefSeq, a predicted model, not a curated record